CGGGCAAGUCCAGCCUUAUCAACUUCAUCAACAGUGUCUUUCAGGGUCACAUUACCAGCAUCGCACUAGCUGACAGUGCUAUUGCAGGUGAAAGCUUCACAAUAAAAUACCAAACCCACAAAAUUGAAACAGGGAAACAUGGAAUCUACUACCCCAUCGUCUUCAAUGAUGUCAUGGGUCUGGAGGAAAGCAGUGGCAAAGGUGUGCAUAAGGAUGACAUCAUCAACGCCCUAAAGGGCCAUGUAAAAGAGGGCCACAAGUUUAAUCCAAUGUCACCAUUAUCAGAAGAGGAUCCUGGCUACAUAAAGAUCCCCAGUUCAGAAGACAGAGUUCACUGUCUAGUCAGUGUCAUGCCAGCUGAUAAAAUGGCUUUCUUGAGAGAAAGUAUAAUCCAGAAGAUGAGGGACAUCAGACUAGCUGCCACCGAUAUGGGGAUUCCCCAAAUGGUUAUUCUCACCAGAGUGGAUGAAGCCUGUCCAUCAGUAAGGAAAGACGUGAAGAACAUCUAUCUGAGCAAGUACAUAAAGGAGAAGAUGGAGCAGUGCAGUGCCAAACUGGGAGUACCAGUGAACUGCAUACUGCCUGUGAAGAACUACCAUGAGGAAAUUGACUUGAAUGAAGACAUGGAUGUGCUGCUAUUGAGAGCACUGAGGCAGAUGGUGGACUUUGCAGAUGACUUCAUCAAAAAUAUCCCUCUCAAAAUAACCCCAAAAGGUAACUGAGGAUGCAUGUAUAUUAGGGCUGACCCCAUUUAGUCGACUGGUCUAUUAAUUGGUCGAUAGGCUAUUGGUCGUCGAAUUGUUAAGUCCAGCAGUUGCAAAAACAUUUUUUAUGGCAUGUCUUGAUUGACGCCUGUCUCAGUGGACUAAUCUAUUGCGGAGGCCGCUGGGAUGUCACACCAGUAGUACAUUUACCGUUAAUUCCCAGAAUUUCUAAUCUACAAUGUUUGUUUGGUGACCAUAAUUUCUGUUAAUGUAUUCAAUAUAUUAUUAUUAGUCUUUUACAGUUCUCAUUGUGGAGUGGACACAUUAUUUGUCAUAAAAUAGGCCUACCUGAUUACGUCUUAUUCCUUGUACAAAUAGCCUACAGCUGUGUCUGUCCAGAGCUCACUGGUGCCGGAAACUCUGAGGGUCCAGAAUAUUUCAUACAAUGUUUUUAUUUGUUGGCUUUAAUUAUUUUGCAUAAUUGGUAAAGGCAAUAGAAGUUACUAAAAGAUUUGAAUAAUUUAGAUUUAGAUAUCAUUUUUAUUAAUCACAUGACAAUGAUUGAGAUAUGACGACUUUAUUAUAAAAUAAAUGAAACUGUUCCACGAAAAUGUGCAUAUUAAAAUCCUAACUGGCACGCAGAUCGGUAGAAAUGGUAAGAUGAACAGGUACUCCAAUUGGAAAAGGUUGCCGACCCCCUGGUGUAGCAUAUUACCGACAACGGAGCAUAAUGGCAGGAUCUGCAAAGGCCAGCAGCAGUGGGAGGAGGUGGUUCGGGAACAGGUUUUCACUUUGUAACACAAUAAAAUGUGAAGAAAUCCAAGGGGUAUGAUUACUUUUGCAAGGCACUGUAUAUAAAUC
Molecule: messenger RNA, 1565 nt
Organism: Salvelinus namaycush (lake trout)
Lineage: Eukaryota; Metazoa; Chordata; Actinopteri; Salmoniformes; Salmonidae
Product: interferon-induced protein 44-like
Exons: 5
Coding region: 174-722 (182 amino acids)
Source: RefSeq, a predicted model, not a curated record